UCGACCCAUGACUAGCGCCACUAAUUAGUCCAAGCCUCGGGGGUGGGUUCGUGUGGUAGACCCAGUUGGUCGGGGAAGUGAGAUAGAGGGUGUUGUGCUCACGAAGGGGGGAGGGGGGGAUGAUGACUGUUGACACAGUGGCCAAGUGUUGUCAAGUCAAAGUGUUGUCAGGAUGGAAGGUUCUUGCUGAUGACGUGCCGCCUGAAGACGCAGAAGAAAGGGAAUUCGUGCCUGAAUUUGGCCGACUUUGUGUGGCCGCCGUUUGCUGCCGCCCGAAACGGCAAGGGGCGGCGUGCGUGGAUGCCUGGUUUCCCAGGCCGCCACUUGAUCGGCAGAAGACAUGCACUGAGUCUAUUGAUCUACAGAUGGCUGCCAUCUUGCUAUCUUCCUCCCUUUCUUCUUCUUCUUCUUCUUCUUCUUCCUCUUCUUCUUCUUCUCCCCCACAACCCCCACAGCUUCUUUCGCUCUCCAACCCCUGCCAUAAUUACUACCAUUCAUGGCACGGCUACGUCUCCCAUGAAUCUCAACCAUCCUCAACCAUCUCAUCAAUACCACAGUCAAAGCAGUUACUUCUCGAUUUCCAACACCGACUGCCUCGUUUUUGUGAUAACUCUGAAAUGAAAACGCUGUUAAGACCGCUGCCCAAGUCCUAGCCGAGGAGCCAGAGAAUAUAAGUACUUGCCCUCUAGUAUUAUGAUAUGGCUGACUACGAAGGUUUGUGGGGAGUAUCGUCUCAUGGCGGGUACUAUAUCGACAGG
Aspergillus heteromorphus CBS 117.55 is the source of this 758-nucleotide messenger RNA. RefSeq lists its product as uncharacterized. The record is from RefSeq and is a predicted model, not a curated record. NCBI's taxonomy places the organism in Eukaryota, Fungi, Ascomycota, Eurotiomycetes, Eurotiales, Aspergillaceae. The transcript has a single exon. Bases 120 to 653 code for a protein of 177 amino acids.